Molecule: messenger RNA, 885 nt
Organism: Oncorhynchus gorbuscha (pink salmon)
Lineage: Eukaryota; Metazoa; Chordata; Actinopteri; Salmoniformes; Salmonidae
Product: repetitive proline-rich cell wall protein-like
Exons: 2
Coding region: 1-885 (294 amino acids)
Source: RefSeq, a predicted model, not a curated record
AUGGUCACCUCCUACCCUUUCGCCUCCCAACCUGUCGCCUCCCACCCUGCCACCUCCCACCCUGCCACCUCCCACCCUGUCAUCUCCCAACCUGUCGCCUCCCACCCUGCCACCUCCCUCCCUGUCACCUCCCACCCUGCCACCUCCCACCCUGUCAUCUCCCACCCUGCCACCUCCCACCCUGCCACCUCCCACCCUGCCACCUCCCAACCUGUCAUCUCCCAACCUGUCACCUCCCUCCCUGUCACCUCCCACCCUGUCACCUCCCACCCUGUCACCUCCCAACCUGUCGCCUCCCACCCUGCCACCUCCCACCCUGUCACCACCCACCCUGCCACCUCCCACCCUGCCACCUCCCUCCCUGUCACCUCCCACCCUGCCACCUCCCAUCCUGUCACCUCCCACCCUGCCACCUCCCACCCUGCCAGCUCCCACCCUGUCAUCUCCCAACCUGUCACCUCCCACCCUGCCACCCUGCCACCUCCCACCCUGUCACCUCCCACCCUGUCACCUCCCAACCUGUCGCCUCCCACCCUGCCACCUCCCACCCUGUCACCUCCCACCCUGCCACCUCCCACCCUGCCACCUCCCACUCUGUCAUCUCCCAACCUGCCACCUCCCAUCCUGUCACCUCCCACCCUGCCAUCUCCCAACCUGCCACCUCCCAUCCUGUCACCUCCCACCCUGCCACCUCCACCCUGUCACCUCCCUCCCUGUCACCUCCCACCCUGUCACCUCCCACCCUGCCACCUCCCAUCCUGUCACCUCCCACCCUGCCACCUCCACCCUGUCACCUCCCACCCUGCCACUUCCACCCUGUCACCUCCCUCCCUUUCACCUCCCACCCUGUCAACUCCCAACCUGUCACCGUUAUCAGACCCUUGA